AGAAUAAGCUCGAAUUCUAAAAUGGCAUCCCCUAAAAAGCUCAUGGGCAAGGCAGCUCAAAGCCUCGCCAUUGUGUCCGCCGGGUUCUGUCGAGGAGCGCCCAAAGCUGGCACCGACGCCGGCCCAUCAGCGAUUCUAGAUUCUGGUCUAUUCGCUCAACUCCAAAGACAUUUUACCCGCGUUCAACUCGACAAUGACAAGCUCGACGGCGCAGACCUCCCUCAGACCCGCGAUCCCGACUUCGCGGGGAUGAAGAAUCCUCGGGCUGUCAGCGCCGCGACAAAGUAUACCAGCGAACGGGCUUACAAUCACUCUCGCAAUGGUAGCCUUGUUCUGACUCUUGGAGGAGACCACUCCAAUGCCAUUGGAAGUCUCACGGGUGCUAGCAAAGGGCUCCGGGAGAGAACGGGCUCGGAUUUUGCUGUCAUCUGUGUCGAUGCGCACGUAUCUAUCAACACGCCCGAAACAAGCCCCAGUGGGAAUAUUAACGGGAUGCCGCUUGCGUUUGCAACGGGGAUUGCAAAGACGAAGGGAGAUGGGAUCUUUAACUGGAUACAGAAGGAACAUCAGGUUGACGUCAAGCGGCUGGUUUACGUCGGAACUCGCGACGUUGAUGAUGCCGAAAAAGAAACCAUCAAGGCCCAUGGGAUCAAGGUUUUCGAUAUGGAAAGAAUUAGAAGAAAUGGCAUUGAAAAUGUCAUGGACGAAGUUUUGGACUACGUCGGCUCCUCCGUUCCGAUUCAUCUGUCUUGCGACAUCGAUGCGUUGGACCCGGAAUGGGGGCCCAGUGCGGGACACCUCGUCCCUGAUGGACUGGCCCUGGAAGAAGGGCAGUAUAUUGCUCGUCGAGUGAGCGCGACGAACCGCCUGGCUGCUAUGGAUCUGGUCGAGGUUAAUCCCUCCAUCAAUCUGCCUGGGGUUCAGAGGACGGUGGAUUCUGCGUGCGCCUUGAUAAAAAGCGCCUUUGGUAUUAGUGAUCAGUGAGCGUUCACUAAUAAAACCGGCCCAGUAGAAACAGAUUUUAGUUUGUCUGGGAUGUGUCGGUUUGAAUGAUCCCAGCCUAUACAAGAACCGUC
This is a messenger RNA of Aspergillus steynii IBT 23096, 1076 nucleotides long. RefSeq names its product arginase. The transcript has 3 exons. NCBI's taxonomy places the organism in Eukaryota, Fungi, Ascomycota, Eurotiomycetes, Eurotiales, Aspergillaceae. The record is from RefSeq and is a predicted model, not a curated record. Gene Ontology annotation, cellular component: cytosol; cytoplasm; nucleus. The coding region runs from base 22 to 984 and encodes 320 amino acids. Gene Ontology annotation, molecular function: manganese ion binding; arginase activity.